Prosopis cineraria is the source of this 831-nucleotide messenger RNA. RefSeq lists its product as uncharacterized. The transcript has 2 exons. The record is from RefSeq and is a predicted model, not a curated record. NCBI's taxonomy places the organism in Eukaryota, Viridiplantae, Streptophyta, Magnoliopsida, Fabales, Fabaceae. Bases 64 to 306 code for a protein of 80 amino acids.
UGCCAACUUAGUUGGACUAACUAGAGAAUUGUGGGAUAGCAGGGAUUGCCGUCGCUGAAAGAGAUGAAGAGAUUGGGGCGUGCCGGCGGAGUCUCACUCUCAUCAUCCUCAUCGGUGUAUUCGAAUUUCAGUCCCUCCGUUGACGCUGACCAGGACCUCCCCACAUACGAUCCCCGCUCCCAUGUUGCUCAGAAGGAGCUCUCUCGUCUCAGAUCUGCCCACAACGCAAUCCACGCCAUCCCCCUUCUCCUUCUUCUCUGCGCUCUCAUCCUCUGGUUUUUCUCCGCUCCAGGCGACAGAAUUUGACGGUUGAUUGCAGCCUUGGGUAACAUCUCAUGAAAAAUAACCUGAUAUAGAACUGGAGCGCGGAAAAGAUGGGUUUAUCUGAAUAGCAUCGGAAAUUCACAAAAUUGGACGAAAGGAAGCGCAUAUUCAUUUCGUCAAAUGACUGUUGUUCCAAUUUUGAUUGUAUCUAAUAAUAGCCAGGAUCUAUUCAAUUGUGACCAUCAAGCACAAAGAAAAAAGAGUCAGCAUGAUAAUCCUUGAAUGAAAACCCAGUAGAACUAGUAUCAGGCUUUUUGGACAUGCUGUGAUGUUUCCUGCAUUGUAAAUGAUAACUUCUUUUACACUUUGAUGGUUGUGAUCCAAGUAAUAGUAGAUCUAUUGCUUUGGGAUCAGGAGGAAAAAGCUUAACUCUUGAUCGUUUGCUUGUACCGUGUUGCGGCGUUUCUCGUGAUGUACUGCUUGGUGACGGCGGAAAGAGCCACUUCUAGCUCCAAUUGACCAUAUGGUGUGUGGCUAUGGGUGAAGUUAGUUUUACAAUGCUGAACA